This is a messenger RNA of Symsagittifera roscoffensis, 1434 nucleotides long. RefSeq lists its product as uncharacterized. The coding region runs from base 209 to 1372 and encodes 387 amino acids. The transcript has 7 exons. The record is from RefSeq and is a predicted model, not a curated record. Lineage: Eukaryota; Metazoa; Xenacoelomorpha; Acoela; Convolutidae.
AUAAGAAAAACGGUGGUAAACACGGCUUCAUUCUUGUCAUUUGUCAAAAUUUAUUAAGCAUGUGACUUUCGCUUCAACCGUUUUCUUCAAAAGAGUAUUACCACGAGAAAUCUUUUCUGUUGGUUCAAAUUAUUUCUGUUUUACGUGUUUAUUUAUGUGAUAUAUUUUCAGUCAAAUUGCAAAAAAUCAAUUCUUCGGCUGAUCGAAAAUGGAGACGGAUAUCGGAAGAGAGGAGAGCCUGAAUGGGACAAAGGAGCGUGCAUUUACUCUAAUAGGGGACCCGGGAGACGAGGCGGGGGAGAACUUGCUACCAACUAAACAGCCCCCCAAUCUGUUCCCCCUGAGGAUGGUGUGGGACCAGAAGAAACAUGUGUACUACAUGCUCUACAGCGACCUCAGACUCCUCAAGAUGUUCAGACAUGUCUUCAUCAGAGACAUCGAGGACACCUUCAUCACAGGGAAAUUAUGGCCCUCUGACGUCAUCGACAUGACCUUGGGCGACAAUUGUCUCUACAUACUCUGUCGAGAAUGGGCCAUGAACAAGGACUCGGCUUUGAAGAAACUGACCAAUCAGAAGACGAUACCUGCUUCUGCUUCUGCUUCUGAGUCAGAGAGCAUCGGCAGUGAUGGAAACAUUGCGAACAUGGUAGCCGAAGGAGCCGAGAACGAAACGAGCAGCUCUUCCUCGGAGUCGCCAGUCCCUCGCAAGUCGUUCGACCCUGUGUUGAAGCACUUUAUCUGCAUCGUGGACAAGAGGUCCCUGUCUAAACUGGGCGAAGUGGCCAUACCCUCUCUCCUGUAUGACCAGAAAGGGGCAUUCACUAAUAAAUGGCACAUGGCUGCUCACGAAUCUGACUUGUUAUUGUACGUGGAACAUGGGGAGAAGGUGUUCCACUUUGAGGAUGGAAAGUACUCGGGUGAACUCGAGACUGAACAGUUCCAUAAGCGUAGUGAAACUUCUGUCAAUGAUUUCCAGCUGCGUGGAUCCCUGCUCUACAUUGGCACGAAUGACAACGUCCUUUCUAUUUACGACUGGAAAAGCUACUCUCCCAAUUGCAAAGUGAUCAUCAAAAUACCCGACGCCAAAGACGGAAACUUCACCCUCCUCGGGAAAUUCCUGGCAGUCACCAGAUCAAUCCAGAAGUUGCCAACCGAUUCCAGUUUCGAUGAAGAUGAGCAAACAGAUGUCUGGAAGAAAUCGAUGGUAACUGGACAGGAAAUCGAGUAUUUGAGGUAUGUGGAUGUGGGAACGAAAGACACUUUCAGGAAGCCGAUCAACUUGCGUGAUUUCAAGAUAUUCACCGCUGCUUCAAAUGGAAAACUGGUGCUCUAUAAAACGCUAUCAAAAGAGCUGGUCUAUCAAAAUUUGUAAAAUAAAUUACAAUAUACUAAAAAAAUGGAUUUAACUUAAGAUUUUUUUUGUAUUGAAAAGCA